CCGUCUGACCAUCAUUUACAGUAUGGCUCAUCCUUCUCUUCUCAUCGCUGUUUUAUUUUGCACUGCAGGAACUCUGAGCAUGAAGACUUUAGAUCGUGUGCCUGUAAUAGAAGGAAAGACUAUUACAAUCCCUUGUCUGUAUGACAAUAAGUAUAAAUUAAACAAAAAAUACUGGUGUAAUGGGAAUACUUGGCUUGGUUGCUCAGUUGUAGCUUAUGCAAACCAUAAAGGGAAAUGGACAAUAACUGAUUAUCCAGAUCACAAUAUUUUUACUGUUACACUCAACAACUCAACAUCCUCAGACUCUGGACAUUACUGGUGUGCUGUGGAGAUUGACAACCAUGUAGAUAACAGUAAAUAUUUGUAUUUAACCGUUCAAAAAGCUCCUGAUGUGUCUGUGUUGAGCAGCAGUGUAUCUGGACAUAAAGGUGAUGAUGUCAGUGUCCGGUGUUUCUACAGGUCUGCAUAUAAGAAUAAACUCAAACAGUGGUGCAGAAUCGAUGAUCUAACAUGUUUCAGAGAGAAGAAGACUGACACAUCCCAGAAUUCAUCAGUGCAGAUCAGUGAUGAUGGUGAAAGCUCCUUCACUGUGCUGAUGACUGGACUGAGACUCUCUGAUUCUGGAUGGUAUUUCUGCUCUGUUGGAAAUCUGCAGGUUCCUGUUCAACUUACAGUACAUCAGGGAGAAAAUAAAAACAAAAACACAUGUAAGUCAUUUAUACAGUUACUUUCUGAAAAUAUAAAAUGCAUCUAUUUAAAAUUGGUGUCCUAUCUUUAUAAAACUAUACACACAAAUAUUGUAUGUUAAUAACAAAUUAUAUAUUUAAGUAUAUAUUCUGAUGUGUGUGUGUGUGUGUGUGUGUGUAUGUGUGUGUGUUAUAUUAUUUUGUAUUAUGUUGAUAAUAUGAAUAUAUAAAUAAAUGACGACCUUUGAUAUAGAAGGGA
Danio rerio (zebrafish) is the source of this 945-nucleotide messenger RNA. RefSeq names its product polymeric immunoglobulin receptor-like 4.2 (gene pigrl4.2). NCBI's taxonomy places the organism in Eukaryota, Metazoa, Chordata, Actinopteri, Cypriniformes, Danionidae. The record is from RefSeq and is marked provisional.